This is a messenger RNA of Anthonomus grandis grandis, 2515 nucleotides long. RefSeq names its product GTP-binding protein 1 (gene GTPBP1). The record is from RefSeq and is a predicted model, not a curated record. The transcript is spliced from 12 exons. Bases 365 to 2356 code for a protein of 663 amino acids. NCBI's taxonomy places the organism in Eukaryota, Metazoa, Arthropoda, Insecta, Coleoptera, Curculionidae. Gene Ontology annotation, molecular function: GTPase activity; translation elongation factor activity; GTP binding. Gene Ontology annotation, biological process: translational elongation.
AGACCUGCUCUCAUAGGGAUAUAAAGAUUUGCAGACAUGAGUAAUUCUGACUAUCUGGCAACGUAGCAUAUACGUGACAACUCAUUUGACGUUUCGAAUUGCGUACGUCAAAGAAUCCCCGGGCCAGGGCAGAAUGUCCAGCUGAUUUUUAAAGGUUGGAAGUGUGUUUUAAGCGAGAGCCAGGGUGCUGAUUUAAUGCCUCUUAUUAAUAAUUUAGGGAUGAAUACAAGGAAAAUCAUCAAGGCAUCCAGUGAAGUUAUCAAAGUGCGAAUGUCGAUGUACAUCCGGCAUAACCGGACAUAAAUUAUUCGACUUAAUUGCAUUUAAGAAAAUAUUUGUAAAAGUUUAACCAGUGAUCGACAUUAUGUCGGAGCCAGUGGAGCCCCCCAAAGAGUCCCUCAGCUCGUUCGUGGAAAAAACCAGCACGAAAUGUAGAGAGUACGACAAAAUCUUGGGCAGAAACGCCCUGAUCGCCCCCACCGAACAACAGUACGACUUAUUAAUGAAAAGGAUGAGGCAGCAGCUCGGAGAGGGCCGAGGCGAAGUCAUUUUGGAGAUCGGUGCCUCCGAUGACGGUACAGACAACGGUUUGUUAGAAGACGAACUGGAGGCUGCCGUGGCGACUCUACAGUCCCUCGCGGACAGUUUACAGUGCAGUUGCGUAAAACUCCGCGAAAAAAAAGAGCCCCGCGGCUUAGUCGUGCAAUAUCUGAUCAGGCGGGUGCUGGACCAGUCGGAUUUCCUGGAGAUCCGGGUGGCCGUAGUAGGGAACGUCGACGCGGGCAAAUCCACCCUAUUGGGGGUCUUAACGCAUGGGGAGUUGGAUAAUGGCAGGGGUACCGCUCGGAUGAAACUUUUCAGGCAUAAACACGAGAUGGAGAGUGGUAGGACCAGUUCGGUGGGAAAUGACAUUUUGGGGUUCGACGGCGAAGGAAAUGUGGUAAAUAAGCCCGAGCACGGGGCAUUGGAUUGGGUGAAAAUUUGCGAGAAAAGUUCCAAAGUGAUUACGUUUAUCGACCUGGCGGGGCACGAGAGGUACUUGAAAACGACCGUUUUCGGUAUGACCGGACACGCACCGGAUUUCGGGAUGCUUAUGGUGGGCGCGAAUGCGGGGAUAAUCGGGAUGACGAAAGAACACUUGGGUUUAGCCCUGGCCCUUUCCGUGCCCGUGUUUGUGGUGGUGACGAAAAUCGACAUGUGCCCCGCCAAUGUGCUGCAGGACAACCUAAAAAUGCUCGUGAGGAUCCUAAAGUCGCCCGGGUGCCGUAAGGUGCCCGUCAUGGUGAAAACCCCCGACGACGUGGUGCUCAGCGCGACCAAUUUCGUUUCUGAACGGCUCUGCCCGAUUUUCCAGGUGUCGAACGUCACGGGGGAGAACCUCGGGAUCCUAAAGACUUUUUUGAACUUGUUGACAACGAAAAUGGAGUAUCACGAAAACGAACCGGCGGAGUUUCAGAUCGACGAUACGUAUUCGGUUCCUGGUGUAGGUACCGUGGUAUCGGGCACCACCUUAAAGGGGGUAAUAAAACUAAACGACACCCUGAUGUUAGGCCCGGACCCCUUGGGCCAUUUCGUCCCAAUAACCGUCAAAAGCAUCCACCGGAAACGGAUGGCCGUCAAGGAAGUCAGGGCCGGACAAACGGCCAGUUUUGCCCUAAAAAAGGUGAAAAGAUCUCAGAUCCGUAAAGGGAUGGUGAUGGUGUCGCCACUGUUAAACCCGCAAGCGUGUUGGGAGUUCGAGGGGGAAAUUUUGGUGUUACACCAUCCGACCACCAUCAGUUCCCGAUAUCAAGCGAUGGUCCAUUGCGGCAGUAUUAGACAAACGGCGAGCAUAAUGUCGAUGUCCAAGGACUGUCUGAGGACCGGGGAUAAGGCGUUGAUUCAUUUCAGGUUCAUAAAGCAUCCCGAGUAUAUUUCGCCCGGGCAAAGGAUGGUUUUCAGGGAGGGAAGGACAAAGGCGGUGGGAAAUGUGGUGAGAAUCUUAACUCAGGCCUCCCCGACACACCAGGGACCCAAAUCCAAGCAAAACAAACAGCAACGCUACGGACAAGGACAACAGAAAAACCAUCGAGGGGGGCGCGACAAGGAUAACAACGGGACAGAGAGUGCGAUAGUAGUAGAUCCAGAAGAAAAGGAGAAUUUCCUACUACAAGCCUCGGAACAACAACAACAUCAUCAGCAGGAUGACAAUAACGUCGAAGUGGGCCCCGAUAAACGUGACGGGGGCGCGAAAAGGGGGCGGAGCCGUCGCGGGGGACGAGGAAGGGGCGGCCCCAAUAAACCGGGCGUCGACGGUGCGUCGGUGGGGUCGCCGGUGCACGUCGCGACGCCCCGUACCGUCGCCAAGGUGCAAUAAUCGUGAGGUUAAUUCGAGUUGUAAUAAUAUAGUGACAGUUUUGGUUCCUUUUGAGUAUGUUUUUUUGUUAGCAAUAAGCCCCGGAAAUUGGCAGAAAAUUGUAGAUUUUAAGCAGUGGCGUUCAGUAUUUUUUGGAAUUAAUUAAAAAUUUGACUUUCA